Molecule: messenger RNA, 7995 nt
Organism: Myxocyprinus asiaticus (Chinese sucker)
Lineage: Eukaryota; Metazoa; Chordata; Actinopteri; Cypriniformes; Catostomidae
Product: claudin-20
Exons: 2
Coding region: 329-1060 (243 amino acids)
Biological process (GO): cell adhesion; bicellular tight junction assembly
Cellular component (GO): bicellular tight junction; plasma membrane
Molecular function (GO): structural molecule activity
Source: RefSeq, a predicted model, not a curated record
GAGAUGCAAACACACACAGACAACAGAAUGUUACAGUCAGACCUGAAGAGCACAUUCAAGAGCUGAAACAGAAUGAGAACUAGUGAGAGAGAUACACGAGCAAAGAGAGGGAGCCUGCAGCAGAGGAGGAGGUGGGUGACGUUGCACCAUGACAAGCCAGUUCCGGUUGCCACAGUAACACCUGUUUGAAGGACCAUCACAACAAGCCUCUUCAAAUGUGAAUAGAAGGCGCCAAUGCUGAGGAGUCUCUGCCGUUGCAGUUGCCACUGAAGGAGAGGAGACUAGGCAAGCCUGGGUGAAUGUUGGCCGGGUUAAGAGCCGCGGCAGGAUGGCGUCCACGGGCACGCAGAUCUUCGCCUUCGUGCUGGCGCUGCUAGGCAUCCUGGGUGCCACGGUGGCCACGUUACUGCCCAACUGGAAGGUGAGCGCGGAUGUUGGCUCCAACAUCAUUACUGCCAUCUCUCAAAUGCAAGGGCUGUGGAUGGACUGCACCUGGUACAGCACGGGCAUGUUCAGCUGUACGUUGAAAUACUCUGUGCUGGCGCUGCCCGCGUACCUGCAGACGGCACGCACCACUAUGGUGCUUUCCUGUGUGUUGGCGGCGCUGGGAUUGUGUUUGGCCUCUUUGGGUCUGAAGUGCACUCGCUGGGGUGGGGGACGGCGUGCUAAACGCCACGCCGCCGUGGCGGCCGGCUCCUGCUUUGUGGCCUCCGGCUUCCUCUGCCUUGUGCCUGCCUCCUGGUACACAAACGAGGUCAUCGUCAGCUUCCUCGACGCUAAUGUGCCCGAGAGUAACAAGUUUGAGCCGGGCGGUGCCGUCUACGUAGCCUUCAUCUCGUCUGGUUUCCUCUUCGUGGGUGGAUCAAUUUUCUGUCUCUCUUGCUCGGGUAAGCGGCAUGGCCCCCAGGAUUUGAUACUGCUCCCUCCAGACAAACUCCUCUUGCAGCAGCAACAGCAACUGCUGCAACAACAGCAACAACAGGACCAGCUCCAGCACCAGUACUGCUCUCUCUCACCUCUGGAUAACAAGACUGGCUACAGCCUGCAGGACUACGUAUAACGGGGAAACCAGUGGAGGAGCUGGACACGUGCUAUGCACUGCCACUCAACCCCUCUGGCUCUCGCGAUUACGAGACGACAGGGCGAGAAGGAUGACUUUGAAGCCUUUCCCACCAACUAUCCCUCUCUCCCCCUUUAGAGAUCAUCAAGCACAAGCGGUGGAGGCAUUCCCCCAAGCGACGUCUUGGAACAGACGGAUUGUGAAUUGUGAAGGGCGAGUGGGAGCAACACUGCAGUGUGCAAGGCGAUAAAUAAAUGCACAUAUCCAGCAUCUUCGUAAAUCUUAUUAAAGUGUUCCUCUGGGAACGGAUUAGUAACAAGGGAAUGUUUCUGCUACUUAAACCCCCUGCCCCCCACCCUCUUUCCCAGAGAUUGAACUUGGAAGCAAUCGCUUGGUAACCUCUGUUCAAAGUAAGAUGGCAAUAUGUCUCUGAGAGGCAAUAGUAUGGGAGAAUUGUUUGGGAGAUUUCUUUUUCUACUUGAGUAAUGGUUGCGUUAAUGAAGUUUCUCGUCUUAUUUUGGUAGCUGUUAGGAUGAUUGAUAUUCUGCUUAAGCAUGCUUUCUGGAGCCUGUGCAUAAUGCAGUGGAAUGCCUGAUGUAGACUGAAUUGUAGCCAUAUAGCCUGUGCCUAAAGAGCUGUCAUAUAUAAACCGCUGAAACUGUUUGGAGGAGAGAGUAUAUAGGGGUUGCUGGGUCAGGCAUGUACGGGAAAUCCAUAUAGAGGCUGCGAGUGGACGGUGUGGCAUUGUGCUGUUCAAUACUUCAAUGUAUGUUGCCCCAGACAAAAACAAGCUGCCUUCAGCUCAGUGCAUGCUCUUCGUCGCUCACACACACUUACUGCUGCAUGUGUGCUUUUCACUCAUGCUGCUACUCACUGCCAUGGAAACGGUAUUCUACACCCAAAUACGUGUAUUGUCUAGAGGGAGGGGAGAACGGUGGUCGUCUCUAUAUUGGGCUGCUCACAAUGUGCUGGAGGCUGUCAUGAAUCACUCCAGCCCACAGCAGGGGUUGGUGUCUAGAGACAGCCCUCUUCAACACUCUUUCUCAGAUGAGAGGGUCCUUGCCCUGCUGACCAACUCCGAUAUUUAGGACAUAAUCAGUAGAAAGUGUACAUAGAGCAGUUUUGUUUUUAGAGACACAGAGAUACAGUACAUACAGUAGACUUAAAACAAAAAUGAAAAACAAAUUCUGUUUCAGUAACUGGCAGCAUUUUCAUGGCAGCGAGAGUGGCACCUGAUGAGACUGCAAUAUGGCAAUGCCACUCUCACAGGAAGUACUCGCAGACCUUUGCCAAGUGAUAUUUCCUUUUCUCCAAAUUUGCAAAAGCAGCCACACGUUUGUCACCAAAUGCGUCAGCAGUGUAUCUGCUGACAUACUGUCACCUCUACAAGAGGCUGACAUGAUACAAGUUCUCUUGAAAGAAUAUUCAGUUUUGGGUUUUUUUGUUUGUUUUUUUUAAUUUAAAAGGAAUAGUUCACCCAAAAAUAAAAAUAAAAUUUUUACUCACCCUCAUGUCUUCGAAACCAAUAUGACUUUCUUUCUUCUGUGAGGUGCAAAAGUAGAUGCUUAUAGGAAAUGGGUCAGCAACUUUCGGCACAAGUGCCACCAAUUGGACGAUUUCACUUUGCGUUGAUUGCGCUGCAUGGUUGAGCGGAUGACAGUCUACAUUUUCUUUUUUUUCUUUCAGAACAACAUUUGAUGUAAAAGAAGAGACACGCAACCCAGCAUACACAGUCCUUUAAAGGCAAUGACGGUGGGGUUCAAAAGUUUAGCUCAAUCAGCAUAAUUUUGUGGCAUAAUAUUGAUUCCUACAAAAAUUAAUUUUGACUUGCCCCUCCUUUUCUUUAAACAAAAAGAAAAUCUGGGUUCCAGUGAGGCAUUUACAAUGGAAAUAAAUGGGAGCCAAUUGUUGAACAUUAAAAUAUCCACUUUUUCAAUAGUAUUGCCACAAGACAAACAAUAUGCAUGUAAACCUGAUUUUAGUGUGAUAACAUCACUUACUAACCUUUUCUGUGUAAAGUUAAAGCCAAUUUUACAACUUUGUUGCCUUGAUGAUAUAAUGUCAACAAACCCUAAAAUGACUGUAAAAAUGAAAAUGUACACAACUUUACAGUUCAAAUAAUGCAUGAGUUUUAACAGUAGAAUUAAUGUAAGUGCUUUUAUAAAAUAUGCUUCAAAUUUCUACCUUUAAACUCCAAAAUUUGGCCACAUACACUUCCAUUAUACAUGCCUCACUGUAACCUCGAUUUUGUAUUUUUUUUAAAGGAGGGACAUGUCGAAAUUAAUAUUUGUGCUAACACAAUAAUGCCACAAAUGCUGGCAAUUGAGUUACACUUGUAUUGAACCCGGAAUAUUCCUUUAAAGUCAAAGUCACAAUUUUAUAAAAGCACUUUAAAAAAAAACUUGAAUUAUUUAAGCAGUAAAGUUGUUUAAAUCGUUGUUUUUACAGUCGUUUUAGGGUUUACGGCAUUAUAUCAUCAUGGCAACAAAUUUGUAAAAUUGGAUAUUACACAGAAAAGGUUAGUAAGUGAUUUUAUCACACUGAAAUCAUGUUUACAAGCAUAUUGUUUACGCCCCAUUCAUUGACCAUUGUAAGUGCCUCGUUGUAACCCAGUUUUGUGCGACUUCGUCAUGGUCAACAUUAUGCCACAAAUGCUGUCGACUGAGCUUAACUUGUAUUGAAUCUGGAAUUUUCCUUGUAAAAUCAUUACGAUUUUCAAGAGAUUGCUUAAUUUUGUAUCGUCAGCCAAAUCAUUACGUUAAUCACAUGAAUAUUCGAUAUUGCCUAGCUCUAUGCUGGGAUAACAGAUUAUCUGGUUUUGCACAAAUGUUUCACAGUGAGCACAGUGAUUAACAAGGAACAUUUUAAAUGACACGUCAUGUCAAAAAGGUUGCAGACCCCUGUUGUAGCAGAAUGUCAAAGCUCUUUUCCAUACAAUACCAGUAAAUGCUGAUAACAUCUGUCAAGCAAGAUUUUUAAGGUGCAAGUCAUCUGGACUGCUUUUAUGGUGCACUUUUGUCAUUACUGGCAAUUUUCAUUGCAUGGAAAAGAACAGCAUGGAUAUUCUGAUAAAUUUCCCCAUUGUUGUUCCACAAGUCAAAUAGGAGUGGAUUUGGAAAAGACUAUGAUUUAAUAAUGGAUAUUUAACAAAAUAUUUCAUUUUUUAGGUGAACUAUUACUCUAAUGUCUAUGGACAGCAUCUCUGGCAUGUUUGUAAAGUUGAACGGAAAACCUGUGCACAAUUAUGCACUUAAAAUGGCUUAUUUGCAGUGCUGCCUGCUUGACUUCCAAUUUUAUUACUGUAAAUGCAUUUCCCAUUCGUUUUUACAAACACUUCUGUGAUAAUUUACAGUGUGCCAGACGUGGUACUUUAUAAACUGAGGCACACAAAUUCUGCGGUAAAUGGACAGCAUACCACAGAUGGUGCCCAUAGAUAUUAAUAUUCCUUUCAAUGUGAGUGACUUCAUAGUCAAAUUGUCAUACAGCUCUCUGUGCAUGCUGUCCCUCUCUCCUUGAGCACUUAAGGACGCUGCCUCUGACAGCCAGAACAGUUGCAUGUCAUGUGCAAAUUUGCCAGUGCAUGUACACACAUACACCCCCACAUAAGCAUGUAGAAAUUAGCACCCAACUUGUGCCAAGAGUGGAGUAAGUGUGUGUUGGGCUUGGAUGCGGUCAUACAUUUCAACGCUGCUGAAGGGAGGAAUGCAAUUUUAGUGUUGUUCUGCUCUGGCAAAAAGAGCUUUGGCAGUGAUGGAUGGUACGCGCAUUCUUCCUCUCAAGCAGAUUCCCACAGGCGAGCAGAUGGCUGGGCCCAGCUCGCCCCCUGCCGGCAGCAGCGGGCAUGCCGAGUGGGCACGGCCAGGCAUUGUGCAGCCCCUCUUGGGCAGCUUACGCCCUCCUUAGCAGGCCCUGCCAGCUCCUAGACAAUAACGACUACCAAUGCGCCAUUACUGAAUGCAAUAACCACUCUCCUCCACCCCUCCAAAAGUAACCAUGCACUGAAAUGUUACAGUUGUGUAUGUGCCAAAUCCAUGACUACUUUUGCUAAUGUAUGUGCAGGUGUUGUUUGCCAACUGCAAAGUGAUCUUAAGGUUUUGAAAGGCAUCUGGUGCAAAAAGUUCCAAAGCACAAGGGUCAAGGGUUUGAAAGGGUCAAGAUGAUUUUAAUUUGUGCUUUGGGAUUAUAUAUUCAUCAAAGCUCUGCAAAACAGUAUACAGUGGCCCCAAAAAGUAUUUGGACACUUAAGCCACACUUAAAAAUGUGUGGUUGUCAUUGCACUGUAUAGCAAAAUUUCAAACAAAGUGGUAUUUAUUUUAAGCCUCCUAUUGUCUAUAAGGGUCAUUUUUGCCUCAGGACAGGUAAAGAAUAUUUUAUCAAAUCUGCAUAGUUUUGGUACUGGAACAAAACGUCACGACUUUGUCAAAACUAUCAAAACAAACAAAAUAAAAAAGAAAAUGUAUUUUUAUAAAUAAUUGUUUAAGAGAAAACGGGUCAAUUCUGACCCGUAUGUGAAGCAGCAGUUGUGAUCUUUCAACUUCGGACUUUCUGGAUGUUAUACAGCUUUAAGAAGUUUUUUGUGCAUCUAUGAAUCAAAUUUGACCUAAAAAUAUUUCAGAAUGUUCUUAAAUUUAGCCCCUAGCCCCAUACUGUUCUCUAGCUCCCCCACAUGCUACACUGGGUACUGCAUCUUUCCCAAAACUUUCUUCUAAAACUGGGUUUGUUCACACAUCCACACACACGUACGCACACACAGAGUAUUUUAUUAUUAUUAUUAUUAUUAUUAUUAUUCAGUUUCGAACAGGUAAUAUGUUAGUUAAUAAGUUUACUAACAUGAUUUUAGAUUAUAGGGUAUAAUGUGGCUGAAAGCCCCCCUGAUAGUUAAAGACCUAUUAGGUGGUAUUUUCUCCAAAAAAGUUUGAUUGGCAGAAAGAACUAUUACGGCACCUUCCCAAACCCCAGUAACAAACAAAUUAUUUUAAAUUAGUGGGAGGAAUGAAUUUGUUGCAAUGAACAUGCAAAUUUGGCCCAUUUUGACUGCUGAAAAAUGCAAUAGAGAUUCAUAUGUGAAACUGGCAUGUACUAAAAUUGUAACUCUAUAAUGUACAGUUUUUUGUUGUUUUUUUACAAGCAGAAUAAAUCAGAUUUUUUUGUAAUAUUGUUAAGAUAUUAUAAAAUGCCAAAAGUGAUGGAAAUAAACGUAAUUUGAAACAACCUUGGUCAAUGUUUGCCAAGUUUUUUUAACUUUAUUUUAUUAUGUUACUCCAUUAAUAUUCAAUAUAUAUAAUUUUUUCCUGCUAUCAUUAUACACUCACCACUGUUUAAUUGGGACCACAAUUAAACAGAUUUUCAUUAAGGGGGGACUUUAGUGCCAUUGUACACUAAUCAAGAAUUUAUGCAUUUUGAAUGGUUUUCAAUAUGGGUUAAAAAUGACCCAUAAAACAAAAGGAGGGUGCAGUUUCUAAAGACAAUAGGAGGGUUAAGAAAUACAGCACAAAUACAUUAUUAGCAAAACAUUUUGAAUACAUAAUUUAGUAGGUUUAAAAAAAAACAAUUGAUGUCCUGUUCAAACUGAAGACAAAUAGUUUUGGAAAUGUUCUGGUUGUGAAACAGAAGUAGUUAAACAUGUCCAUAGUUAAUGUAAUGAAAUGGUUACUUUGCUGAGACACCUGUGUGAACUUACGGUGAACUGACUUCAUGCAUGCUUAAUUACUUUGGGAAAAGUUUGUUAAAAAUCACUGCAAAAUGGCCCAGAAAAGUGCAGUUAAAGGGAUAGUUCACCCAGAAAUUUAAAAAUUUAAAAUCUCUCAUCAUUUACUGAUCUGUAGGUCCUCACAAUGCAAGUGAAAGGGUACCAACAUUUGAAGCUCUAAAAAGUUCAUAAAGCCAGCAUAAAAGUAAUCCAUACAACUCCAUUAGUUAAAUCUAUGUCUUCAGAAGUGAUAUGAUAGGUGUAGGUGAGAAACAGAUCAAUAUUUAAAUCCUUUUUUACUACUUUUUUAAUUCUCCACCUUUGACCUGCCCCAAACAGUAAGUGGCUGAAUGUGAAAGUAAAAUGUAGAUUGACAGUAAAAAAGGACUUAAAUAUUGAUCUGUUUUUCACCUACACCUAUCAUAUUGCUUCUGAAGACAUGGAUUUAACCACUGGAGUCUUAUGGAUUACUUUUAUGCGGCCUUUAUGUCCUUUUUUGGACCUUCUGAAUUCUGGUCACUUGCAUUGUGUGGAACUACAGAGCUGAAGUCAUACACAUCUGGGAUGGCAUGAGGGUGAGUAAAUGAUGAGAGAAUUUUCAUUUUUGGGUGAACUAUCCCUUUAAAUCUGAGAAAAUGCUAUUGCAGAUGCUACUUGGUUUGUAAUCGUAUAUCUAAUGAAAUGACAUUCAGAUAUUUUUUAAGGGUGAUGUAAGUUUCAUUACAUCCAUGUUGACUUUUUGGGGUCACCGUACGUUUUAUGCAUCUCAUUUAUUUACUGAUAGCACUGUUCAACACCCAAGCAUGUUCACAGCAAAUCUUCUUUAUAAGAAGACAAACAUUUACACCUUUAAUUGUGUAACCUCAUUUGAAAGCAAUUUAUUUUUUUCUUUGCUGUACAUGCUAAAAGAUACACUAAAUUGAAGAUUAUUAUUUGUAGAUAGUAUUACUGUGUCAAAGCGAUGUUUUGGUAAUUAUAAAGACAAACUAUUCAUAUAUUGUUAUGAUGCAGCUUGUUUAUUAGCACGCUAGAAAAAAUGUGUUUCAUAUGACCCAAACAAACUGGUUUUUGUUCGGCUCUGGACCCUAUUUAAUGAUUCCUUGGAUAAAUACAACUUAUUUUUGGUGGACGCUUCUGCACUUGUUAAUUUUGGAAAGAAUACUGUCCAAAUGUUUCUGUACUGCUGUCUCAGUGUGCUUGUGCAAGUAGUUAUAUUUUUUAUUAAUAAAAUUUGGUGGAAGCAGUA